AUGGUGCAAUUGUUUGAUCACUGUGAUGCUCAUACAAAUGCUGGUAAUGGGAAAACAUCUUCUUUUUACUGUUUAAGUUUACUUCACUUCUCUCGAAAAACACAUUUCGCGGAGCCUGAGCUACUCUAUCGUCUUUGCAGAUUUGAAGAUAUUGUUUUUUUGAGGACAAAGGAAUCUGCUGAUGCAACAAAUGAGAUGCAGAGUCGAACUGGUUUGAUUGAAACUAUCAUUCUUGAGGUCAGAGACAGAGAAAAGAUUGGAGGUGCUUUUGCAAAGUCUAAUGCACUGUGUUGUACUCCAAAACUUGCUCAAGAAAAGUUCUGCACGGUAGGAGAGGUUAUGAUCCAGCACAACCAAGACAACCCACUGUGGCCACUACGUAUUCAGACGUAUUUUGAAGGAAAGAAUCAGGAAGCUAAUAUGCUUCCCGCAACAGUUGAAAUAAAUAGUACUGGGAUGUACUAUCUUUAUUUCAUGUUUUGUGACCCAGCACUUAAGGGAACAAUAAUCAGAGGAAGAACAGUUUGGAAAAAUCCAGAUGGAUACUUACCAGGGAGAAUGGUACCGUUGAUGACUUUCUACGGACUUGCUUCUUUAGCCUAUCUUGUACUUGGUCUAUUCUGGUUCCUGAAGUUUGUCCAGUUUUGGAAGGAUGUUAUACAGCUACAUUAUCAGAUUACUGCUGUCAUUGCCCUUGGCAUGUCUGAAAUGGCUCUCUGGUAUUUUGAAUAUGCAAAUCUUAAUGCCACAGGAAGCAGACCUAUGGUAAUUACGAUAUGGGCAGUCACAAUGACUGCUGUAAAGAAGACGUUGUCUCGUGCACUUCUUUUAGUCGUUUCAAUGGGUUAUGGUGUUGUUCGGCCUACGCUUGGUGGCGUAACCUCAAAAGUGUAUCUUUUAUGCCUAAUGUAUUUUAUUGCCACUGGGGCACUUGAACUUGUGGAGCAUUUGGGCAGCAUCAAUGACUUCUCAAGGAAAACCAAGAUAUAUCUGGUGCUUCCUGUUGUUUUCUUGGAUGCGUCGGUUAUUUUGUGGAUAUUCUCAUCAUUAUCCAAGACAUUGGAAAAAUUACAGAUGCGGAAAAGCAUGGCAAAACUUGAUCUUUAUAGAAAGUUU
Messenger RNA from Nicotiana tabacum (common tobacco), 1116 nucleotides. The record is from RefSeq and is a predicted model, not a curated record. Lineage: Eukaryota; Viridiplantae; Streptophyta; Magnoliopsida; Solanales; Solanaceae.